Schistocerca gregaria is the source of this 1301-nucleotide messenger RNA. RefSeq lists its product as uncharacterized. NCBI's taxonomy places the organism in Eukaryota, Metazoa, Arthropoda, Insecta, Orthoptera, Acrididae. The record is from RefSeq and is a predicted model, not a curated record. Bases 199 to 1179 code for a protein of 326 amino acids. The transcript is spliced from 4 exons.
UUUUUUACUGUACGGGGUCAUGUGUAACAAUCAGUAAAUCUGCUCACCCAAGUAUUCAGUGAGAACAAGUAAUAGUUCGCUAAUGUACAAAUUUGUCAGAAAAAGUAUUUGUAUAAUGCUGUAGUAUGUCCUUUUCUUAAGGAAAAAAUCUGAAACAGAACAAGCACAAGUGAAAAACCAGUGAGCAGUAACGGCAGUAUGAGUGUCAAAUCGAAAUCCAAAGGUAAAGAACAACAACCUAAAGAAAAAGGGGACGACUACAGAGCGUUCUUAACAGAGGGGAUACUGCGACCAGCGACGUCGGUUUCAACGGCUACAGAUGAGAACCUCGCAUCCUUCCAAAUACUGCCAGAAUAUUUGCAGAAGUGGGCUGCUUCGAGCGACCAAUUGCCAGCGAUCAGCGAUCUUUCUCUUCCUAACAUAUAUCCAAUUCUUGCCAGUGCACUUGGAGUCGACGAUUACCAAUACAACAUGCUCAGUUUCUGGUUUGUUGAUAUUCUCGGUGAAGCAAUUCGAAUAGCUCAAGACGAGCUACAACUUUCAAUGUCAAGUCAAAAACGUAUGGUGGCUUGGUUUGUUAACAUACUUCGUGCUAUUAAAGAGAGAAACCUGUCAAGAGACGAGAUAUACGCACAAGUGCACCUCACAAUUGUGACGGCUGAGGGCCAUUCCCCGUACACGGCACUGGGUGUCCCGUCGCCUGCGGGAUCCACAAAAGAUGAGCCAGAGGUUCCCAGACGUGGAGUAUCCACGGCCCCAAGACCAACGAGGAACUUGCAGUCGGUCGAAAUGUACAGCAUAGCUGGCUUAUUGUGGCACAUAUUUGCUAACCCAUUUCAGUAUGAGAUCAUAAAGAAGGCUUUUUGCGAUGCUCCACCAGUGCAGGACAUAAAUAUACCAUAUGAGCUUAAUCAGCCAAAAACAUACAAGCCACCGCCAGUUCCUGAGAAGAAAGUUGUUACGAAAAAGGCAUCAGAUAAGAAAAAAGGCAAGACUGAAGAGGAAGAACAUACAGAGCAGGAAAGGUUGGAAAUGUUGGAAAAGAUUGAGAGAGAAAAAAAUUUAUACAUUUUGCCACUACGGGAAGCCGUAGAUGAUAAUUACUUUAUAAACCUAUUCAAUGUUGAAAUAGUACCCGAAACGCCAAAGAAAAAAGAAAGGAAUGGAAAGAAAAAAUGAAAACAGGUAUACUUAUAGCAUCAAAUAUAAAAAAAGAUUUCCACUUUUUCAAAGAUGUUAUACCUUAAAUACCUAACAUAACAUAGUCACUGCAGAUAUAAAUAAAUCUCUAAUUAAGCUGG